AUGGGACAGCAGUUCACCAACGCUGAAGGAGAGCAAGCAGAGAUUGAUGUUGCAGAGCUGCAGGAAUGGUAUAAGAAAUUUGUGGUGGAGUGUCCCAGCGGGACCCUCUUCAUGCACGAGUUCAAGCGCUUCUUCGGGGUCCAGGACAACCAGGCAGCAGCAGAGUACGUGGAGAACAUGUUCAGGGCUUUUGACAAGAACGGGGAUAACACCAUUGAUUUCCUGGAAUAUGUGGCUGCCUUGAAUCUUGUUUUACGAGGAAAACUUGAACACAAGCUGAGGUGGACGUUCAAAGUGUAUGACAAGGACGGGAAUGGCUGCAUAGAUAAACCUGAGCUGCUGGAAAUUGUUGAGUCUAUCUACAGGCUGAAGAAGGUGUGUUGGUCGGACGUGGAGGACAGGACCCCGCUGCUGACACCAGAGGAGGUGGUGGACAGGAUAUUUCAGCUGGUGGAUGAGAACGGGGAUGGGCAGCUGUCUCUUGACGAGUUCAUUGAUGGAGCCAGGAAGGACAAGUGGGUGAUGAAGAUGCUGCAAAUGGAUGUGAACCCCGGGGGAUGGAUCACUGAGCAGCGGAGAAAGAGCGCUUUGUUCUGA
This is a messenger RNA of Hirundo rustica (Barn swallow), 597 nucleotides long. RefSeq names its product guanylate cyclase activator 1B (gene GUCA1B). Gene Ontology annotation, molecular function: calcium ion binding; calcium sensitive guanylate cyclase activator activity. Gene Ontology annotation, biological process: visual perception. Lineage: Eukaryota; Metazoa; Chordata; Aves; Passeriformes; Hirundinidae. The transcript is spliced from 4 exons. The record is from RefSeq and is a predicted model, not a curated record. The coding region runs from base 1 to 597 and encodes 198 amino acids. Gene Ontology annotation, cellular component: cone photoreceptor outer segment; photoreceptor inner segment.